Molecule: messenger RNA, 768 nt
Organism: Pyrenophora tritici-repentis Pt-1C-BFP
Lineage: Eukaryota; Fungi; Ascomycota; Dothideomycetes; Pleosporales; Pleosporaceae
Product: kinetochore protein spc25
Biological process (GO): chromosome segregation
Cellular component (GO): Ndc80 complex
Source: RefSeq, a predicted model, not a curated record
AUGACGACUUUUGAACCCUCCCUUAGCACCACGAUGCGCGCGUCUGCGCACGAUGCGCCAUCAAUGGCCGACCAACUCCCCAGCAUCAACUUCGGGUUCGAUGACUUACGCAGUCGUAUGAACCAGUUCACAACCCGCUUCGACGCCUUCAUUGAAAAUGGGCGCAGACGGGUACUUGAAGAGCGAAACCAGUUCCGCAUCAACGUCGCAGAGCUACACGAGGACCAACGCAUGAAAAAGCGCGACAUUGAGAUUCUCCAACUCAAGACCGCCCAACACAGCCAGACUCUCUCCAAAGAAGCCCAAGAAACGUCGGAGAUGCAGGAAGCCAUCUCCGCCCUGAGCCUCCAGCGCGACGAACGCCUGGCGCACCGCGACAACUUGCGCGCCCAGAUUGCCGAAGUGCAAAAGACUAUCUCAGCACGCCGCGAGGCACAGCUCAAGCACCGCCGAUACCUCGACGGCCAGAGCAGGUACAACGAGCCCGAGCUCGACUUUUGGGAGAGCUACCUGGGGCUGAGGAUUGAAGGGCUCGGAAAAGACGAUAGACUCAAGUUUGUCUACACAAACGUCGAUGAGCGCGAAUGGGAUCGCGAGGCCUGGUUUGAGUUGGACACGAGUGAGCGUGACUACAAAGUCUUCGAGAUGCGACCCAAAGUGGAGCGUGACGAAGUAGAAAGCGUCGUUGAGAGGCUAAACGAGACACGAGAUCUGGCCGGCUUCCUAAAGGGUAUGCGCGAGCUAUUCGUGGAAGCUUGCAAGUCAUGA